UAAACUUGGGAAAUCUCUCAGUGUUCGUAGCACAGGAUCAGAUCAGAUCUGCUAACCAACCAAGCAGGCAAGCAAUGAGGGGGAAAGGGUUGAAAAAGUCUCCAACAAUUCAAGUCCAUCCAACAAACCAGAUCCCUCUCUCCACGUUACGUAUACGAGGAUUUUAGGCAAUACAAGACUUUCCUAUCCUGUGUUAAUGCAAGCUUUGGGUGUUAUUUGGAUGCGGUCUUUUCUAGCCCAAAUUCUCACCACCACUUUUUAAGGCUGCUGAGUUGAGUCUGCUUUCCGUGAGGAUAUCCCAGUUUAGGUUGAGACUUUGGUCGAGUCGUUUCACUCGCACGGAGCACGGAGUACGACGGCUUUUUUCUUUCUCCGCCGGUGAAAUUCUCAGUUUGUGCCUUGGGAUUUGUAAUUUAUUUAAUUGAGAUUUUGCGUCACUUAAUUAAUUUUAAAGAACGACAUAACUACCCGUCAUAUUAAAUUAAUUUAAAAAACGACGUAACUACCCGUCAUAUUAAAUUAAUGUCUUGUUACGGGAACAAGUGACAUUGCAUUUAGAGAUAUUAUUAUAUACGUAAUACACGUUUAAUGCUGCCUUUCCAUGUGUCUUGAUCGACGAGUGUUAAUAACCGACGUGACCGAAUAAUAAUAAUAAUAAAUACGUAACAACGACCAUAUAGCUAAACUAAUGUGAGAGAAGGAUAGCAUUUUAUUCGCAUGUAUGUAUGUAUGAGACCAAGUUUUGAACUCGGGUGACAUUUAUCCAUGCAAAUCUGCUAAUUGAGGUACAACUUGAAGAAUUGUGUCUUAUUUAUGAAAAACACGGCUUACUUAUUUCCAGAAAGUUAUAGUGAUUUGACAAAAUCUCGUGUGACAUUUGUUCGUGUAUUACACGAAUCUUACAUCAUCAUCGAUUGUGUCUUAUAUUUCUGGAAGAAGUUAGUGAUUUUUUGACAAAAUUUUGAAAAAAAUAUUAAAAUAUUUACGUACAGUGAAUGAUCUGAUCUAAGAUCCGUCCGGACCGAAUUAUCAAUUGUGCAAAGCAAAAAUAAACGUAUAUUUGAGAGAAAUCCUAAAAGUGCAUUUAUGAAUUAUUUAUUAUCGUGAAGAGAAGAGAUUAUCUACCAUUUUGAGUGAAUACAAUAUCGUCCAAAAAGGUAAAAAGUUGCCUUUUGUCUCAUAUCGAGUCUAGAUUUCAGUGAGAUUUAUCCAGUCUAGAUUUCAGUGAGAUUUCAGAACCGGCCAGUAAAGUGUUCCUUGUAAAUUGGGAAAUUUGAGACGGAAAUAUUUUUCUACUGAAAAACACAACUCUUCUCUCCAGAAAAACAAACUAGAAAACAGUGUGUGUAAUAUUUAAUUCGACUAUUUCGUAUUUGUCACUCUUAACCCGUAAAACAUCUAAUUUUUACUGGAGCAAGAAACGCCCGCAUAUUUACAACGUUUUCGUUCUCUUUUUAUGUGAAUCUACACAUAGUAAAACCGUCUCAGAAACUCGUUUGCGUUGGUGGAAUGGAAAUAUAAGUUGGACGUGGUAGCAGAAAAUAUAACAGUUUCUCAGCUCCUUUUAUACCCAUCGAAAAGUGGGACUGGACAAGCGUCCAAACUCUGAAAUAGUCUCACCAACCACCUGAAUUGAAUAUGAAUUAGCUUCGGACUGUUUGAGAAACUCGUAAAAUUCUUGAUUGUGCUGUUUCACCGUGGCAUCUGUGACUUUACUUUAUGGUAAAAAGCUCUAAAUAAAACAUUACACGGAAAAAAAAGAAAUAUCCCCUUCCAGCCACGCACUUAUUUCCUGUGCAAGUCCAGUCCAGACACAACAUUACAACAUUACAUUUUUAAGGAAAACCCAGCAUGCGAUUCCGAAUUAAGGACAAUUAACAUUUACAAAACAGAAAGAGCGAAACGGAUUAAGAGUCAACUGAAGCGUGAAGACGAGCUAAAAAACGAUUUAUCAAAGAAACCAAAGCAAGGAAAAGGCAUCGUAGUCAGUCGAAUCAAAUCAACAAAAGUCAAGUCAACCCUCGAUCAACACCAAAGAUUUAAUCGUCAUCAAUACAAAUGCAAAUACUUGAAAUGUACACCUGGAAGGACUUGAACGUAUAAUAAUAUAAAAAAAGAGAUGAAUUCCCACUGAUGAUUGACAAGCGGGCUAAUAAUAAUCCUAGCAAUAAAUCACUGCUUUUGGUGAGCUAACCCAUCGUGGGGGUACAAAUUGGAUGAGGCAUGUCCACCGUGGCAGGGAUGUUUUUUAUGCAAAAUCCAGGAACGACGCCGGGCGGAGGAACGACGGGGAGGGGAAUUCCACCCAACUCCGGAGGGGAAGAAUGUCCUGAAACGGAAAAUAUUAAUCAGGAAAGUGACGAGGACAAUACGAGUUGUAGUGCCAGUGAAAUCGGAUGUGAUCUCAGCCUCUCAGCCUCCAACAACAACAACAAAUCCCCCGACUCCCACGUGCACAGUUCUUCCUCGAGAAAAAAUAAGAGGAAGAACUUCAAACCCAGAAACAUUCUGGAAUAUGCGGGUUCCGACGAGGAACAGGAACAUCACCACCACAACAAUCGUCCCCAGUUGAGCAAGUAUCACAAACCGAGUCGGCAGUAUGCCUCCUCCCAACAACGCCACGGCCACGAGAUGAAUUGCGAUGAGGAGGAAAAUGAGAAUCCUCGCAGCCCGAGUGAAUCCUCCAUUCCGGAAAAGGUCAAUGGGGUCGACUUAAGAAUGGACUUGGACGGGAUGGGGAACAAUGAGGAGGAAGAAUCCGGUGAAUCUGAGGACAAUUCUGAGGAGGAUAAUAAUCACGGUUCUUCCCAUAUUGAUGGUCCCUUGGACCUUCGAGAUUAUUCCAGCAAAUCCUGGCACCAGUCCUCCCACUCUUCCUCCAAGGAGAAAGAAGCCCUCGCCGUGCGGAGCCUUUUAAGCAAUUUAAACAAUAAUGUGAACGACCCCGCGUCCUUUUUGAAUCAUUCGUUCGCCGCUGCCGCGGCCGCGGUGAGUAACAACAUCCCGCUCGGAUUAGGGAUGGGAAUGGACCUCCGGAUGGCGGGUCAUCGCAGCGAACAGCAUUACGACGAGGCGCGGGGGACGGGGGACGUGCUUCCCAGCAGCACCACGAACCCCAGUGGUGGUUCGCACUUGAACAACAAUAACAUUUCUGCCCACAACAAUAACAACAAUCAUCACCCCAGUGCCGCCGUGCUGAACGAUUUUGCCGAAAAUACGAUGAAGGAGCUUCUAAGUUUGUAUGGAAUUACGGAUGGACAUCGACAAGCAGGUGGGAAGGUGAGCUCGGACUUGUUGCACGGGAACCUGGACACUCCCCCCGGACAAUCCAAGAUGAUGCUGCCCGAAAAUAUGGCCAGGUUUUUGGCCGCCAUGCAAGAAUCCGUCGUAUCCGCGGCAGCUGGAGACCACUCGACGCAAAGUAGUCAAUCCAGUGUCACGUCGAAUUCGAAGAGCAAUAAUCCCCUCAACUUUGCCAACAUUAGCAGCCUCGUGCAGCCCCCGUCGGGAGGGUCGCCGGUCCGAUCGCCGUCCACGAAUGGGUCGUACAGUAACCAUUCGUCGGGUUUGGGGGGACUUCAUCCCCAAGGGCAGCAGCAACACCAUCACCACCACCACGGCAGGGACAAUGGUAAUGGAAACGGGCACCUUUUCUCACAGCACAACAAGCAUAAAAGUCGUGGAUUGGCAGCAUUUCCCGUGAUCCGAGAAGGUCUUUUAGGUAAAGGAGCAGGCCCCAUCGACUACACGCGAUACGUUCGACGCUUUGGCAACUCGAUGGAAUGCGGUUACCAGCAAUGUCGCGAACUUAAUUACAGAGAACAUUUCCACUGUCAAGAGUGCAGCGACGGGACUCGAGUUUUUGUCAAGAAGGAAGAAAUGAUCCGACACUUUAAAUGGCAUAAGAAAAGGGAUGAAAGUCUUCAACACGGGUUCAUGAGAUACUCCCCGAUGGACGAUUGUUCAGAAAAAUUCCCAAACUGCUCACAUAAUAGGAAACAAACUCACUACCAUUGUUUGAAGGAUGCCUGUGAAAAAGUUUACAUUAGCACGUCCGACGUACAAAUGCAUGCAAACUAUCACCGCAAAGAUUCCGCCAUAAUUCAAGAAGGGUUCCAAAGAUUUCGAGCCGCAGAAGAUUGCGGGACGGACAAUUGCACUUUCCGACAUCAGAAAACGACCCAUUUCCAUUGUCGAAGACCCACUUGCUCAUUUACAUUCAAGAAUAAAGCGGAUAUGGAGAAACAUAAAUCCUACCACAUAAAAGACGAACAACUAAAUCGUGACGGUUUCAAGAAAUUUAUGAAACAUGAAGAAUGCUUAUUCGCAAAUUGUCGAUUUUCUCGCGUUUGCAAUCACAUCCAUUGUAUACGAGAAGGAUGCAAUUACGUAUUGCAUUCCAGCGGGCAGCUUUAUUCGCACAAGCGCAAACACGAGCGACGAGACGCCGAGUUAGCUUACCGGAAGUAUAAACUGGCUCAAAGUCUGAUGAAAGGAAGUUUCACGGGAGACUUAAGCACGCUCAGUUUUAGCGAUUCGUUCCUCGCGAAUAAGUCGGAAGAGGAAAACAGUCGCUCCAGUUUUAACGAAAGUGGUGGCGGCGGCGGCGGGGGCGAAGGGGGCGAAUCCGAGGAUCGCAUGGUUUCGUAUAAAAAGGUCAUCCAGAUGUGCAAUUGUGAUGUCACUCAGCAAGAACAUUUCCACUGUAAAGUUGACACUUGUCUGAACGCGUUGUUGGGGUCGGUCGACGUGGCAGCUGAACACUUUAAAAAUCAUGAGAUGGAAGACAAGAUUUCCUCAUUAGCGUAUUUUACGGUUGACCCAGCCAACUUUGACGCUCAAGACUCGACCAUCCCUUGCAUCUCUGCUAAAUGUCCGUAUCAGACGAGGGAAAAACAUUAUCAUUGCUUAUGGGAUGGAUGCUCCGAGAUCAUUUUGGUCACUGAUGAACCCUUCAAACGCUUAGAACACUUUAGAACUCAUCAACUUGCUCCGAAAAUGGACUAUGGUGAUAAAGAGGGUGAAGCCAUGGACGGAUUUUUCCGUAGGAAACGAGGUCGUCCACCAAAGAAUCGUGUUAUCGAGGUCUCAUCUGGAGGCAACGAGGCGAUCUAUACCAGUUUUAAAUUACCAAAGCAAACCCCAAACAUUGGAAAUGGAGAUGGUUCCGAUUCCGAUUCAAAGGACCCAAUUGGAUUUUUAUCCUAUCCAGAAGACGUAAACUGCAACAAUGACGCCUGUCCGUAUCAGCGAUCAUCGGACAAAGAGUCUCCCAGCAAAUGUCACUACCACUGCAAUCAUCCUCGAUGUCACUUUUCUGUGUCCGAUCUUCACAAACUUUCCAACCACCUUCGAGAAUUUCACAGUGCUUGUGAUGUCGUCGAAGGGUUCAAGUACUUCGACAAAUCGUGGGACUGCGAGGUUCGAAAGUGUAAUUUUAACGGAGCCGUGGACCAUUUUCAUUGCGUCAGAGAUAGCUUUAGCUGCUCCAAGCAAUCGGAAAUGAUGAACCACGAAGCAGAUUUUCACGAGGGGAGGUCAGGAACUCCAAGUAGUGAAGAUGAAAGUGAGUCCAAUAAACCAUCCACUGCUCAAGUAGUAAAAUCAAGUGGUACUUUUUACCCGACUUAUUCACUGGACAAAUCAAAAAUCACUUCCAAUGGGGGCACCGUGAUGGAUUUAUCCGGUUCGAAUGGAAUUCCAGAGACGAAUGAGUCUAAAUCGGUCACGGAUCACUCGCUCAGUCGAAUUUUGCAAAUUCCAUCGCCAGACAAUGGUGAAACCCAGUAUGGACCCGAGAUUGCGUGUGGCCGUCCAUUCUGCAAGUUAAAGAGGAAGCAUCACUUUCAUUGUCAUCUUUGCAAUCAGGCAUUUUCCGAACUGGAAAAAUUACGCCCCCACGUGCUCAAGCAUAGCCACGUGUCACCCUUGAAAGCCCCCGAGUCCGACCAUUCGGACGAAGACUCUGUAAAAAACGAGCUAAACGAAGAUAAUCAUGAACCCGAGAAAGGCUCCAGCAAAAUUCGAGGGGACGAACAAUUCCCCCAAUUCGACAUGGGACCCAACCCAUUCCCACCGACGUCCCUGGCAAGCUUUUUAGGAUAUCCGGGACCCCCCUCGCCAUACUUGUUCCUCCAACAAAAUCAGCUAACUUCCUUGUACGCCGGGAUGAUGUUUGGUGGUUCACCGGGUGGCGUUUUUUCUCACGGAGGCGUCAUUCCUCCCCCUCCGUCCAUGGCGAAUCCGGGCGGCAUCCCACCCCAUCUGGGCGGCACACCGCCGGCCAUUCUGCCCCCCGCGGAACCCAUGGUCAUGCCCAGCAGCAGUCCGAUGCAACUCUGCAGUCAGACGAGCAAGCGACCCUCGAGUGCGUCACCUUCGUCACCAUCGUCCCCGUCAGAAGCGAAGAAGGCGAGGAUGCAGAUGCGAAUUUUGAAAGAUGAACCCGUUCCGGAAGGCUAUAUUCGUUUCCGGUUUAAUGAAGAUUGUCAAUAUGUUCAUUGUGGUUAUCGAGAACAUCAAACGCAUUUCCAUUGUACUCGAGAAGACUGCGGUUACAGCUUCUGUGACAAGACAAGAUUUGUUCAACAUACUGCUCGUCAUGAAAGACUUGAUACGUUAAUGGGUGGAGACUUUAAGCAAUUCCGUGCAAAUGUGUCAUGUGGAAGGCCAGACUGUUCUUAUAAAACUCCGCCAGGAACGACGCAAGCACAAAACAAAGCGUCCCAUUUCCAUUGUAGCAAGUGCGAAUUUGUUUGCACCGAUACGAACAAAGUAGUCGCUCAUCGCCGCCAGCAUCAGAAACUUGAUUCAAUUAUGGCUGCUGGAUUCGAAAAAUUUACACCUUCACAGAACUGCCAGGUAGGCAAAAACAAGAUUCAAGAAUGCAUCCACAGUCAAAAGCAGACCCAUUAUCACUGCUUGAAAUGUGGCUACGCAGUUUUAGGCCUUUCGCAAAUGUCUUCGCAUAAAUAUCGUCACCUGACGGAUUAAAACAGGAGAAAAUUAAUAUUAGAAAAUUAUUCGUGCCUAAAAAACAAACCGAUUAUUAAAUAUUUGUUUAUAUAAAUGUUAAUUUAGUCUGAAAGUACUGUAAAAAACGAGCAGUGGCCGUGGAAGUGGGACAAUGUCCCCACAGUUGUUUGAUGUCCCCAUCAUCUCCCCAUCUUAUAUAAACCCAUCCCUCCCCUGUCCCACAAUAUUAAUGUCCCCACAUGUCCCCACGGCCAAUGAAAAAAUAUACGACAUCCUUAAUAUCAAUCUCGUAAUUUUGUAAAAAGUUAGUAUUUAUUUAUUAUUCACACAAGAAAUGGGUGCCCUUAUAAAUGAACCAGUAUUUUUUAUUUAUCUAUGUAUGCCUCAUUUUUGUCGAGUUGUAUAAAACCUUCGCACAAAAAUGUAGCAAUUUUUUGUCCAAUGCAGAACUAAGAAAUGUAUAAAAUAGAUACGUAAUUACACACAUUGUUGCUUUCAUGAAUCCAUUUUUGUAUUGGUUUUAUGUAUCUCAUUAUUGGCAAAAAAAUGUAUUUGCCAAUAUUACUGUGAAUUGAAUAUUUUUAUUUACAGAUAUUUACAUCAAUAAGUGAGAGCUAUUUAUCCAUAUAAGUUAAUUACUUUGUAAAAUAGAACGUUACGAAAAAUUAGCUAGUCAUACCGAGGUUUAAUUAAUACUUUUUUUGCGAGGGACGAGGGAGAACAGGGAUUUUAAAAUUUAAAAAUUAGCACAAAUUUUAAUUAUGUUUCAACUCGAGUGAAAUUUCCAGUGUCAAUUUUCAGUUUUGCAUACGUAUGUAGACGCCACGUGGGUGGACACAGUGAAUCUAUUUUGUAUGGUGUUAUUAACAUAGCUUUGUUUAAUUGUGCCAUAAAUUUAUAAGUAAUUUUUUUUGUAAAUACUUAUGUAUUCUCAAUGCAGUUUAUAUUUACAUGGAUAUGCUGCUAAAUAUUUAGAUAAGUGUAAUUAUGAUACAUAAAUCGAGAUAGAUAGUCAUCGCAUGUGUUGAAUUGAAUACAUAGAUAAAAAAGGCAUUUAAAUUAGCGUCAAAUGUUACAAGUUACCCGUUACAUUAUAGUUUUAGGUAUCUAUAAAGUUAACUUAAUAGGAAUAAUUUAAUGUUAAGCAAUUGAUAAUGCAAAAAUUUGAGAUUUAAAGUUCAAAUAAAAUAUGACGAUAAAGAAUUA
Molecule: messenger RNA, 8181 nt
Organism: Folsomia candida
Lineage: Eukaryota; Metazoa; Arthropoda; Collembola; Entomobryomorpha; Isotomidae
Exons: 31
Coding region: 2224-6993 (1589 amino acids)
Biological process (GO): regulation of neuron differentiation; positive regulation of transcription by RNA polymerase II
Cellular component (GO): nucleus
Molecular function (GO): RNA polymerase II transcription regulatory region sequence-specific DNA binding; DNA-binding transcription factor activity, RNA polymerase II-specific
Source: RefSeq, a predicted model, not a curated record